This is a messenger RNA of Nicotiana attenuata, 762 nucleotides long. RefSeq lists its product as uncharacterized. The record is from RefSeq and is a predicted model, not a curated record. Bases 1 to 762 code for a protein of 253 amino acids. The transcript is spliced from 2 exons. Lineage: Eukaryota; Viridiplantae; Streptophyta; Magnoliopsida; Solanales; Solanaceae.
AUGGAGGUCCAAGGUAAAGUUGAAGUCAAGAAAGCGGCUUAUUUGAAACUAGUGAAGAGCACAAACAAGGAGGAAAAGAGGACGAAUUGGGAAUGUUAUAAGAAGGCAAAGAAAGAGGCGAAGUUAGCGGUUACGGCGGCUAAGAAUGCUGCCUUUGGACGCAUGUAUGCGGAGCUUGGGAGAAAAGGCGGGGACAAGAAGUUGUACAAGUUAGCCAAAGUGAGGGAGAGGAAGGCUCAUGACAUGGACCAAGUGAAGUGCAUCAAAGAUGAGGACGACAUGGUAUUGAUGGAAGAUGCCCAUAUUAGACGAAGAUGGAAGACGUACUUUCACAGACUGUUGAACAAGGAGGGGAACAGAAGCAUUGUGCUGGGUGAGUUGGAGCACUCCGAUAGUCUGCGUGAUUUUGGAUAUUGUGGGUGUAUUAAGGUCGAAGAGGUUAUGGGAGCGAUGCGUAAGAUGAGCAGGGGAAGAGCGACUGGGCCAGACAAAAUCCCGAUAGAAUUCUGGAAGAGUACGGCCGGGUAUCAAGCUGUUGAGUCAUACUAUGAAAAUCUGGGAAAGGGCGGUGGAAAUCAGGGUGAGAAAGAGUGUGUCUAUUUUCGAGAAUCAGUUUGGAUCUAUGCCGGGCGAUCGACUCCGGAAGCCAUUUAUCCGGUGAGGAAAUUGGUAGAGCAGUAUAGGGAGAGAAAGAAAGACCUACACAUGGCGUUUAUAGACCUAGAAAAGGCGUACGAUAAAGUUCCGAGGGAGGUUCUAUAG